Molecule: messenger RNA, 666 nt
Organism: Vicia faba (fava bean)
Lineage: Eukaryota; Viridiplantae; Streptophyta; Magnoliopsida; Fabales; Fabaceae
Source: the annotation of a GenBank genome assembly
AUGCUUGGGGUUGGGAAUGAAGGAAUGUCUACACUACCGGGAUUGAAUCAAAUACAAUUUGAAGGGUUUUGUAGAUUCAUUGAUCGGGGUUUAACAGAAGAACUUUUGAAGUUUCCAAAAAUUGAAGAUACAGAUCAAGAAAUUGAAUUUCAGUUAUUUGCGGAAACAUAUCAGUUGGUAGAACCCUCAAUAAAAGAAAAAGAUGAUGUAUAUGAAUCACUUACAUAUUCCUCUGAAUUAUAUAUAUAUAUAUAUAUAUAUAUAUCCGCGGGAGUAAUUUGGAAAAAAAGUCAGGAUAUCCAAGAACAAAUUAUUUUUAUUGGAAACAUUCCUCUAAUGAAUUCCCCGGGAACUUUUAUAGUAAAUGGAAUAUACAGAAUUGUAAUCAAUCAAAUAUUGCAAAGCCCCGAUAUCUAUUAUCGGUCAGAAUUGGACCAUAACGGAAUUUCAGUCUAUACUGGCACAAUAAUAUCAGAUUGGGGAGGAAGAUUAGAGUUAGAAAUUGAUAGAAAAGCAAGGAUAUGGGCUCGUGUAAGUAGGAAACAGAAAAUAUCUAUUCUAGUUCUAUCAUCAGCUAUGGGUUCGAAUUUAAGUGAAACUCUUGAGAACGUUUGUUACCCCGAAAUUUUCUUGUCUUUCCUCAAUGAAAAGGAGGGGAAAAAAUAA